AACCGUCAUCAACCAAGUAAUGGAAAGUGCAUCAUAUAUGUAUGGUCACAGCUUGUUACUCUUAGCUACUUUGAUCGACCUCUCUUUUCUUUUCCGAGCUUCCAUCAAUUAACUCCAACAGCCGCCAACAAUGGCUGAAGCUUUUGUUUCCGUGCUACUGGAACAACUGGCUUCAAUAACCUAUCAACAAAUAGAGAAAGAGGUGAGACUGGUUGCGGAGGUCGAGAAAGAAGUUGCUGAUAUCACCAGCAAUCUGAAAGCUAUUCAGGCCGUGCUCGAGGAUGCAGAGAAGAGGCAAGUCAAGGAGGCCAUCGUCAGAGACUGGCUGGAGAAGCUCAAAGAUGUGUCCUACGAGAUGGACGACGUGCUUGAUGAGUGGACUACUGAGAUUCUCAUACAGCAAGUUGAUCAUUUGAAGAAGGUAUGUUUCUUCGUACCCUCCAACUGUUUUUGUUUUGGCCAAGUUAAUCGAGUGAUCCGCCGCCGUGACAUUGCUCGUAGAAUACAAGAUCUGAGUCAUAGGUUGAAUGAGAUUGCUAGAGAAAGACAGAGCUAUAACUUUCUAAACACUGAAAGGGUCUUUGAACAACUUGAGAGGAUUGAGACUUCAUCUUUGAUCGAUCUCUCCAAGACAUUUGGGAGGGAAGAUGAAACUGAACUAGUUGUGGGCAAGUUGGUCGGCGAGAGUAGUCAAGAAGAGAGGAACCCUCUAGUUAUCCCUAUAGUAGGGAUGGGGGGUAUGGGAAAAACCACCCUUGCCCAGAUAGUCUACAAUAAUGAAAAGGUCAAGUUAAAUUUCACAAAAAGGGUAUGGGUUUGUGUUUCAGACCCCUUUAGUGAGGUCAAAAUUGCCAAAGCCAUUAUUGCAGAUCUCAAUAAAGAUGAUGCUCCAAAUUCAAAUGAUCUGCAACCUUUAUUGAAAUGUAUACAAAGAAACAUUAAAGGCCAGAAGUUUCUCCUUGUGCUAGAUGAUGUGUGGACUGAUGAUGACAGAAAGUGGGAACAAUUAAAGCUAUCUUUACAAAGUGGUCUUGUAGGUAGUAGAAUAUUGGUGACCACACGGAAAGAGGAAGUUGCUAUGAUGAUGGGAGUAACCUCUGCGAAUAUGAUCCAUUUGGAGAAGUUGAGUGAACAAUGUUGUUGGUCAAUAUUCUAUCACAUUGCUUUGGCCGAGAGGGAAAGAGAUGAGUCUAAAGUGUUGGAAUCUUUGGGUAAAGACAUUGUAAAACGGUGUAAAGGUUUGCCUCUUCUUGCAAAGGUUUUAGGCGGUCUAAUGCGCUCUAAGAAAACCAAGAAAGAAUGGCAAGAUGUUUUGAGUAGUAAGAUAUGGGGGUUAGACAAAGUGGAGCAACAAGUUUUCCAACCGCUAUUACUAAGUUAUUAUGAUUUAACUCCAAUGAUCAAGCGUUGUCUUUUAUAUUGUGUUACUUUCCCAAAAGACCAUAUAAUUGACAAAAAAAUUUUGAUUGAGUUGUGGAUGUCGCAAGGUCUUCUUGGUUCAGUUGGGAACAAAGAAAACAAAAUGAUUGACAUUGGAGAAUUAUAUUUCAGUAACUUAGUAAUGCGAUCUUUCUUCCAAAAUUAUGAGGAAGAUGAAGUUGGAAAUUUGGCACUCUUUAAAAUGCAUGAUAUUGUGCACGACUUUCUCCAAUAUUUAACCAAGAAUGAAUGUUUAAUUGUUGAGUUCAAAGAUGAGGAGGAGAGAAUAGAAUUACCAGCAAACAAUAAGCUUGGUCAUUUGACCAUAAUGUUUGCAAACUCCGGACCUUUUCCCCUUUCUUUGGACCACUGCCAACGUCUUAGGACCAUUACAACAUUUUAUUGUAGUAUUACAAGUCUCAGCCGAAAGUUGAUUUUACAAUUAAAAUGCGUGAGAACGUUGAAUUUGAGUGGUAACCAUAUCGAAGAAGUUCCGGACGAGGUUGGCGUGUUGGUGCACUUGAGGUAUUUGGAUUUAUCUUGGAAUAAGAGGCUGCAGAAAUUACCUGAUAGUUUGUGUAAUUUAGUCAAUUUGCAAACCUUGCGAGUUGCUUUUACUUUUGUUAAAAAGUUACCCGAGGCCAUAGGAAAGUUGACCAGCUUGCAGCAUCUUGAUGCUCAGGGUUGUGAGUGUCUGAAGAAAUUACCUGAUAGUUUGUGUAAUUUAGUCAAUUUGCAAACCUUGCGAGUUGAUUGGUGCGAUAGGUUCGAAAAGUUACCCGAGGCCAUGGGAAAGUUGACCAGCUUGCAGCAUCUUCAUGCUCAGUAUAUUGAAGAUCUGAAGUUGCCCAAAUCAAUUGCGAGGUUGAAAAGUCUACGGACGCUAGAUCUGCCUGUUGUAAUUGAAGGUGAAGGUGAAGGCAGUGGAGAUGAAGAAGGAUUGAGGUUAAGUGAUUUGAGAGACAUGGACGAGCUUCAGGGGAAGCUUGAGAUCAAAUGGAGGGGCAAAUUGAAAGAUAGUGCUGCGAGUGACGCGGAGAAAGCCAAAUUGGUGAACAAGAAACACCUUCUUCAUUUGAAACUAGGGUUCGAGUGGAUGGAGAGCGAGGGCAUCCAAGAAGCAGUAUUGAAUGCCUUACAGCCAAAUUCAAAUCUUGAAUCCUUAGUGAUUGACGGUUACGGUGGCAGCACCCUGUGCCCCAGUUGGACCUCCUCUUUAAUUAACUUGAAAAGCCUGACCUUCCAAGAUUGCUGGGUUUGUAAGUAUGUGCCUCUUUCGGUUUUGGGCUACUUGGGGUCCCUUGAGACAUUCAGAUUUGAAGGCAUGUGGAUGGUGAAAAAGGUUGGAUUUGAGUACUCACUUGAUCAUCAAGUUAUAUUGUUCCCCAAUCUGAAACAACUCGAGUUUAAGCGUAUGUGGGAGUGGGAAGAAUGGGAUCAUCAUGAUGAGAAUGAUGCUACUUCAUCGUCACCAACUUGUUUCAUGCCACGCCUUUCUACUUUAUCCAUCAUGGACUGCCCUAAGCUGAAGACACUGCCAGACUUCCUUCCAAGGAAGACGCCGCUGCUUCAGAAUUUGAUCAUCAGCCGGUGUCCCAUUCUCUCCCAAAGUUGCAAAGACAGGCAAGGCCCGGAGUGGUCCAAGAUUUCUCACAUCCCAAACAUCCAAAUUAAUGAAGAAACUGAUGAAGAAAUUGAUGGAGAAACUGAUGAAGAAAUUGAGGAAGAAACUGAGUGAUCAACAGCGUCAUCCAUCCAAUUCCUUGUAGGGAGAAGACUCAAGAAGAGCAGAUGAUCCUCAAAGAAGUACUCAAUGAACUGUAUAUCAAGGCCAAGAAUAAACUUGAUAGCUAACAGCUGAAGAUUUUCGCUGCAUUGAAAUAGUGGAACAGCAGAAAUGAUCCAAAAGUAUCAUUUGAUUUCAUGUUCAAGAUUUUUGUGUAAUUCUGUUUAAUGUGGUGGGGAUAUUCAUAUUCUCACCCAGUCAUAUCAUUCUCCCGAAUGUCAUCAUUCCUCUUCUUCAUCAUCACUUCUAUUGUUCAUAAUACUCCAACUCCUGGGGAGGUAUAUUUGACAUUUGUUCUAUCCUCCUCUCCUUUAUGUCCAAAAAAUUGUGGAGGAGAUGGACGACAGUCAUUUCUGAUUACUUUUGGAACUGCUACAGUUCUUAUGGAAGAGACUGGUGAAGAAUUUGUUCAUCUUGGGAGGAACAUACCUUCAGUGAGGUUGCACGAACAGAGGCAUGGAAUCACGGAAUGGCCCAAGAUUUCUCACAUUUAAACAUAGAGUGUUCUCUAACUAACUGAACAGGAAUGUUGAAAAUGGUUGAUAAAUCACCAAGGCCAUGGUGAAGCUGUUUAACUUACAUUAUCAUAAAUAAUUAUAAGCUGGAAGUCCUCAAAAGCUUUGUGAGGUUAACAAUAUCCAAGAAAGUGUGUGAGAGAUAAGGGUGAUCCUGAGCAAGCAAGAUUGGUAAAUGUGAAGAAACUUAAUUUGGGACCAAGUUUGUGGUACUCAACAAGAGAAUCUCAACAAAUACUGAACCCCUUGCACUCAAAUCCAAACAUCAGUAACUACAGUUGCACCGUGCACACUGUGCAAUAGAUGACAAAUGUCUUCACAUAAUUUCAGAAGGCUGAGGGAUGACGAGUGCAGUUUAUGUGAAAUUGUGCCUCUUUUGGGGAACUUGGUGUCCCUUGAAUUGCUGCAGUUAUGUUUUGACAUGAAAACCAAAGAGUACUCCAGAAGGAUUAAUGAUAAAUUGUGAAGAGCAAGUAAGGUUUUUCAUGGGGUGUGCAUUUAGAGAUGUGAGUAGACAGACCUGAAUCAUCAUCUAUUAGCUGCCUAGCUUGUCGAAGAGGAAGGUUUGGGAGCCCAAUAAGGAGGAAAAUGUAACUCUUGGACCUGCGGUCAGAGAUGGAGAGAACUUUUUUUGGUGUCGGUGCUCAUAAUUAUGCACUCACUCCUUGAGUAAUUCCUUCAUUUACGUGAUGGACUUGAAAAUGCUGCCAGGCAUGCUUGCAGCAUAGUAUGUAUCUACAUGGUGCAAGGUGCUUGCAUAUAGAGCUCAGGGCUGCUAGUCCAGGUGCUGAAUCAGCAAUGAGAGCACUUGAUCUUGUUGACAUGCCCAAUUUCAACCAACUGUAGCUAUAGAAAGCUUGGCUGGCACUCUGGGACAUAUAUAGAAGGUUGAGAAUUCUCAAAUGUGAGGUUUCAGAUGUUGCUCUCAUUUCUCAUACAUUUUGGUUUGGUUGGAGGUGAAACCUAUUCUCUCUCAAAGUUGCAAAGACAGGCAAGGCCGGAGUGGUCCAAGAUUUCUUACAUCCCAAACAUCAAAAUUGAUGGCAAAAUUGUACAAAAAGAUGGGGUUUGAAUUUGAUCACCCAUCCGAUUUCUUGAAGAAAUUGAUUGCAAUGAAAUAGUGGAACUGCAGAAAUGAUCUGAAAGUCUCAUUUGAGUUCACGUUCAAGACUUUCGUGUCAUGCUGGUCUCUGUAUAGUAUGGCAGAUUGAAGACUUUGUGCAACUCCGUUUAAUGUGUUGAGGAAUUUUAUAUUCUCACCCAGUCAUAUCACCCUCCAGGAUAUCAUCACAACUUCUCUUCUUUUUUAUGUCGCAGCUCCUUAAAAGCAGCUCCGGAUCUCCAUGGAAUAUUGGAAAGGUGGAAGCUUGGAAUCUCAUUGGAUGUGACAUCUUUGCUGUAGGCCAAAUUGAAGUCUAUUUCUUGUCACUCAGUUCAUUAUGUUGAGGAUUUGACAUCCUUAAUUAAGAAGCUUCGACUCAAGUCAUCAAUCACUUCUAUUGUUCGUAAUAUUCCAGCUUUUGAAGAGCAGCUGAAGAUUUUCGCCGCAUGGAAAUAGUGGAACAGCAGAAAUGAUCCAAAAGUCUCAUUUGAUUGCACGUUCAAGAUUUUUGUGUUAUGUAUGGCAUAUUGAAGACUUUGUGCAACUCUGUUUAAUGUAAUUGGGAUCGAUAUUCAUAUUACCAUUCAGUCAUAUCUUUCUCCGUGAUAUCAUCAUUCCUCUUCUUCAUUGAUCACUUCUAUUUUAUAUAGCAAUGCUCCAACUCCUGAAGAGGAGUGGGAAGAGUGGGAAGGAAUGGCAGCUGGGUCUGGGUGGAGUGGAGAGGCUGAUUCUCAAAUUAAAGACACCUCUGCAAAAUUUGACGAUUAUAUCUUGUCCAAUUCUUAGGCAAAGUUGUGGAAAAAGAGGAAACAAGGAGUGACUCAACAUUUCUCACAUCCCAGACAUCCAAAUUGAUAACGAGUUUGUACAAAGAGACGGAGUUUGGAUCCUACAAUAAGCUGGUGAAACCUGCCCUUAAUUACUUCAUCAUCAACCCAUACAUCUCUCUGUCUCCACCAACAGUACCCACAGAAAGCUUGUCUAGCAGAAGGUGACUUAUAUAGAAGGUUGAGGUUUCUCAAAUGUGAGGUUAAAGAUGAUGCUGUCAUUUCUCAUACAUUUGGGUUUGGUGGGAAUUGAAACUAAUAUUGUUAGCUUGCUUCGUAUCUGGCAGGAAUGUAGUUCUGAAAUCUUUAGAAACAUAAUUUGCUUUAUUUCAUCACUUGUUAGCUCAUUGUGGUGUGGUACGGUAUGGUUUGACAUUUUUUCUAUCCUCCUCUUAAACUAUAUUAUUAAAAGGAGGUUAUUGUCUGAGGAAGUUCUUAUUGUCUGAUUUGACGUAUAUAUAUGGUCUAAUCAUUUGCAGAAAAUACUUGCAUAUUUUACAAAAAUCUUUAUUACAUGUUUA
Molecule: messenger RNA, 6170 nt
Organism: Rosa chinensis
Lineage: Eukaryota; Viridiplantae; Streptophyta; Magnoliopsida; Rosales; Rosaceae
Product: putative disease resistance protein RGA3
Exons: 9
Coding region: 131-3157 (1008 amino acids)
Biological process (GO): defense response to other organism
Molecular function (GO): ADP binding; protein binding
Source: RefSeq, a predicted model, not a curated record